UUUGUGCAACAAAAUAUUAAUAAUACAUAUUUCAUUUUAUAAUUUAUCGGGAUCAGGAUUAAAAUUCAUUGUAAUUUGAUAAUGGAUAUUAGAAGGCUAUCUUCUAAAAAUGAUGAUAAAGUCAUAUUAAAACAAAAAGAUUAUAUUGGGGGAAAUAAGCAAACUACUGGAAGUAAAAUUAUAACGCAAUAUCUUACGCAAAAAGAUGUUGCGCCAUGGUUUCGAGGGACAUCACAUUAUCAUAUCCAAGGAGCCGACAGGCUUCUCAAUGCUUUGCGAGACGAUGCAGAACAAAGUACAACACAUCGUGUACGAUCAUGUCUAAAUUUAAUAGGGCUAGAACCUAUAAUAACAUCAAAACAAAUUAUGUGUUUAAUGCGUCUAAGUCGUGGCAAUGAUUUAGUUUUUCUAUGGUUUCUCAUGGAAAUGCAUUACAAAACCCCUAAACACGAUCCCAACUCAUAUAGUGUUAACGAACAAUUAAUCUGUUCAGCUAUAUGUCACCUGGACAUGAUAACAACACUCCGGGAAUUGGAUAAAAUUCUUCCAAGUGGUCAUACAUCAAGAAUUGAAAUGAAGAAAGCUGGUUUAAAACGUGAAGCGCUUAAGAAAUCCUUUACCAAUAGAAAAAAAGAAAGAAUUUCGACCAAAUACGUUUUGCCGUAUUUUGAAGAAUACCCUCGACCUCAACAAUAUGGCAAACGAUUGCUGUUAGAGAUACCUAAUUUCAAAGUUAACUUUAAUAUGUACAGUCGCUACAGCAAUAUUAAUCAUAUAGUCCAAAAUGAAUCAAAUCGUUGGUAUGCGGAUUACCACUUUAAUCCAGGCAAACGCAUUGUUUACUCAAUUAUACGUGAAACCAUUAGAAAUAUAUUCUAUAACUUUAAAGAGGCCUGUGCAAGGUCCAAAACAAUUGAUGUAUUGUGUGAUUACCACAAGACUACUAAAAUAACUCAAACCAAUUUAGAACAUGAACUUAAAGUUAGAACAAGAGACGAGUGCUUAAAAUCUUACUUUAAAUCUAAUGAGGGUAAAAAUCGGCAUGCGUCACAAAAGGAAGCAUCACUGAAAACCAUUACCAGUGAUUGUAAAAUAUUCGAUGUCAUCCUGGCAGACAAUUACUGUGGUUGUUGUAAAAGUAAUAUGAAUAUAAUAGAUGAUAAAAUUAAGUUUAGAGCAGUGGAAAAAAACAACAAAAUAAAUAAUCUGAACAGUAGAAACAACAAGAUUCAUGACAUGCAUAUGAAAAAAUGCGGAAAUAUUCGCAAGAAUAUAUACAAUGAGUCAACAAACCUAAAUUCUAAACGGGGUGGUAAUUUAAGUACUACAAAAAUAAAUGAAGUGAAUAAUUUUGAAUGUGAUAAUAUCAGCGAUACUUCUAUGCCUUCCGAUAUAGUUUUUAAUCGGCCUAUGAUGCACAAGCCCUUUAAAUUUGAUUAUGAAAAAAUAUUUGUUUCAAAAUACAAAGACGAUAACAAGAGCGGUAUAAAGAAAUUUUUUCUUGCAGCCAUGGACAAAAAUACUUCAAAUUUGUCAAACCAGUCGAGUCUUAAAUAUGACGAGGCGGUCCAAAAAUGCGCUAAAAAUAUGUUUGAAAAUGAAGUAAGAAAUUAUGAAGACAAGAUAAGGGAAACGAUUGAAGCACAAACGGCAGAAAAACUAAAGCCCCUCAACCAAUAUCCCACUUUAGCCAAUUACAACGCAGAAAAUUACUUGCUGAUGGAUCAAAUGUUAUUUGACGCCUUUCAAUACUUACGCAAAAAUCCAAAGUUUGUAUGGGCUCAAUUGCCGGAUGCACAUAAGAUACCAAUGCUACGAGAAUGGAUAGCACGUCGGUUUGGCAAGGAGUAUACACCACGGGAAAGAGCCAAAUCAUAUCGAAUGUCGUGUAAAAUAUUUCGAGCUGUAGUUAAAAACAAUUUAGAACUCUCCAUACCGAAUGCCAAACACAUUGGUAAUAAUCUUUUUCUCAACUACAAUUGCCGAAAGUAUUUGGAUAGAAAGGUGCAACACAUUAAGAAUAAAUACUACCAUAAUUUGGAUUCAUCAUUUUUGGAACAUACUCGCGUUUUCUGGUUUGCUAUGCGCGGAUACAUUUGUUCUAAUGGGCCUCCACGUAAAACCUUUUUUGCCUACAUGCCAUCAAGACUUCGAGACAUUCAGCAUUUACGUUUGUGGAAAUCGUCAGACUAUCGCAACUAUAAAGUUGCUAGAAAUGUUCGUCAACAAAAUAAAUGCCUGGAUCCUUUUUAAGACAUCCCACAUUUAUAUUUUCACUCCAAUUCUUGUUAAAUUAAAUAUGUUUGUUUGUAUCUAUUUAAUUGAAUGAAACCCUAUUUAUGUUUUGUAUUUAUUUAAUAAUAAAUUUUGAAGUAGUUUUUGUAGUAUAUAGAAAUUAUGUGUGAAUAUAUAUA
Messenger RNA from Lucilia sericata (common green bottle fly), 2414 nucleotides. RefSeq lists its product as uncharacterized. The record is from RefSeq and is a predicted model, not a curated record. The transcript has 3 exons. Bases 82 to 2253 code for a protein of 723 amino acids. NCBI's taxonomy places the organism in Eukaryota, Metazoa, Arthropoda, Insecta, Diptera, Calliphoridae.